AUGGUAAAUCCUAAAGUUUUACAAGUUUUCAAAAAUGCUGGUUACAUAUCAGUUUUUAAUUUUAGCACUUUAGAUGUCUCUGACUUUCCAUCUUACACCCUAUCAAAUAGCUUAUCUUCUGACGAAUGGAAUGUAUUAAAUAAAAGAUAUACUCUAACUAAAAAUAAGUUUAAUAUAACUGUUAAAGGAUCAGGUGGAUUUAUGGUAUUUAAUAAUCUUUGCAUUUAUCAAGUUUGUAGAACUGGUUUCCAAUUUAACCAAUUCUCUAAUCAAUGUGAAGACGUAAAUGAGUGUAUUAGCCGGAUACAACCAUGCGUUUGGAGUAAUGGAAUAUGUUAUAAUACGAAUGGUAGUUAUUUUUGCUCGUGUACUUUAGGAUGGAAAUUGGGGGAGGAUAAUACAACCUGUGUUUAUUACUUUGUUGAAAGUGUUUCUUUACAAAUAUUCAAAGGUUAUGGUAUUGGUCUAAUACCAAUGUUAAAUAAGGAAUUUUUAAUUGGAUUAGAUAUUCAAAUAAAAUACUCACGGUCUCUUUAUCCUUGUUCAAUUGUUCAAUUAACAAACUGCAACAAUUAUCAAUAUACUUGCAACACUGUUUUAAAGAUUUAUACUCAAAUGAACUUUUUAUGGAUUUACACUGAAAAAACAAAACUUGCUAUUUCAUUAUUUGAAAUAAGUUUGUUUGAUUGGUUAUCCUUUGAGAUUAGCCAAACUUUUGAUGGAACGUUUUAUAAUUUUGCAAUCAAAUACAAUAAAAAUACUUUGUUUUCUAAUGUUUACAAUGAAGUUCAAGUUUUCAAUGAUAUCAAAAUAUAUGCUUCAGAUCCAUGGAGUGAUAGCUUAGAUGCCGCAAUAAGAAACUUCAAAAUUAUUAAUAGAGUAUCAAUUGGUGGAAUGCAGCCUGUUGUUAUUAUUCCUACAGGCGUUGAUUUAGAAAGCAUUUUGGUUGUUUCAAAAAUAACCCAGCAGAUAACCAUUUACCAUACUUUACUUAAUGAAAGUUUCAACAAUUACCAAUCUACUAUAGGUUUGUUUUGUCAGUACUCAUCCGGAAAUUAUCAAGGAUUUCUUUAUGUUAUAUUAUAUCCAUUAGUAUAUUAUGGAGGUUUUAUUAAGUUUUCAUACGUUUUAUAUACUCGUGAAAGAGCAAACCCUGUUGUUCAAUAUACAGAUGACAGUCGUAAUUAUUCAAAAUUUAACUUUAAAAGUGAAGUUUCAUUUAAAGAUGGCAUGUAUUUUAUUGAGACAAAUCUGGAUUAUAACACUAUAGAAUCAAAUUUCAAACCAGACAGCAGUUAUUUUGCGUAUAUGAAACAAUUCUUUCCAAUCAAUGCGUCAUAUAUUGAUGUUUUUUUUAAUGAUCAGAAUGAAAAUAAAUCGUUAGCAAUUCUGGUUAAGCUUACGUUUACCAAUCUUUCCAGUGAUGUGGAAUCCUUUUAUUGGUUCUCGUCCAAUGUAUCAAUAAAUGGUCUUAAAGGAUGUUCACAAGGAUGGAUCGUAAAUCAAUAUAAGAAUGGGUGUAUUGACCAUAACGAGUGCGUUAACUCAAAUCCGUGUUGGAAAAACAGUGUAUGUGAAAAUACUGUGGGAAGUUAUAUAUGUUUAUGCAAAAAUGGUUGGUACUUGGGUACAGAUAACAUUAGUUGUUAUGAUAUAAACGAGUGUGUCAACUUAAAUCCAUGUUCGUGGAAUAACAGCAUAUGUGAAAAUAUAGAAGGAAGUUACUUAUGCUUAUGUGCAAACGGAUGGCUUUUGGGUUAUGACAAUAUUAGCUGUGUUGAUAUCAAUGAAUGCUUAACUUUAAAUCCAUGUUUUUGGAAUAACAGCCUUUGUGUAAAUACAAUAGGAAGUUACUUGUGCUUGUGUACUAGUGGAUGGAUAUUGGACAAAGAUAAAUCUAGCUGUGUUGACUACAACGAGUGUAUUAACUCUAAUCCAUGUUCUUGGAAUAAUAGCAUAUGUAAAAAUACAAUAGGAAGUUAUUUGUGCACAUGUUCAAAUGGAUGGUUUUUGGGUAACGAUAACGCAAGCUGUAUUGUAAUUUCACAAAACGCUGAAAACCAAAUACCACAAGAUACUGGAAAUCAAACAGCGAAUAUCAUUACUGCUGCAAUUUUAGUUCCUAUGUUGGUUGUUAGUCUCGCUCUUUUAGUCGCGCUGAGAAUUCAUAAAAAUAGAAGAAAAAAAAUCAAACAAACACAGAAUUUGUUUGAUUACACUUAUUCAAAUUCUAAGGAAUAUUACAAAGUUUCUUCUGAUGAAUGGAAGGUAUCUCAGAAAAACAUUACUCUAAAUCAAAAAAUUGGCGAAGGAGCGUUUGGUAAUGUCUUUAUUGCAAAAAUCGAUAAAAACGUUCUAGCUAAAACAAAGUAUUAUGUUAGGUCUAAAAAUAAUAGUGACUCUGAAGAAAAUUUCAAUGAUGCUGAGACUAAUGUUGCAGUAAAAAUCUUAAAAGAGGGUGCAACUCAAUCGGAAUUAAAUGACUUUAUUGAAGAAAUAAACCUAAUGAAAGGAAUCGGGUAUCAUAAAAAUAUUGUCAAUAUGAUUGGUUGUUCUACAAUAAAAAAUUCUUUAUCUUUAAUUGUUGAAUUUAUGCAAGAGGGGGAUUUGUUACAAUUCUUACGGAAUAAGCGCACAAAAGCUCUUACCUAG
Messenger RNA from Hydra vulgaris (swiftwater hydra), 2652 nucleotides. Lineage: Eukaryota; Metazoa; Cnidaria; Hydrozoa; Anthoathecata; Hydridae. The record is from RefSeq and is a predicted model, not a curated record.